AUGGGGCUCCCAAAAUUCACACGGCCCAAAACACCGGCGACUAAUUCACCAAGUCCUUACCUUUACGUAGCCAACUGUGGACCAGCCGUUGGACUUUCCUAUGACACGAUUGCUUCAGUAUUUAGCAAAUUUGGAGAAGUGAAAGGAGUAUACGCAGCAGAUGAAAGCGGAACACGUGUAGUUGUUUGCUAUUUUGAAGUCACGUCAGCCCAACAAGCUCUCACUGGAUUGAAUGAGAAAUCUUGUCCUGAUCUUGGUGGCAGGUCUUUGCAUAUUCGGUAUUCAGUUAUUCAACCAAAUUGUGAGGCUGAAAGUCUGGUUAAUGAACACAUUCCGGUUUCAUUACUGGCUUCGGAGGUUAAUAUUCCUGGGCUUUUUUUGGUUCAUGAUUUCGUCAGUCCUCAGGAAGAAAAGGAGUUAUUGGCAGCUGUUGAUGAAAGGGCUUGGAUAAGUCUAUCUAAAAGAAGGGUGCAGCAUUAUGGAUAUGAAUUUUGUUAUGGAACAAGGAAUGUUGAUACAAAACUGCAUUUGGGCCAACUUCCAUCAUUUGUUUCUCCAAUACUUGAAAGGAUUUCAUUGUUUCCAGGUCUUGGCAGUGCUACAAGCAUAGUCUUGGACCAACUCACAGUCAAUGAGUACCCACCUGGAGUGGGCUUGUCUCCACACAUAGACACCCAUUCUGCAUUUGAGGGAUUAAUUUUUAGCCUUUCGUUAGCAGGGCCUUGCAUCAUGGAGUUCAGGAGAUAUUUGGAUGGUUCAUGGGUUCCUGAUGGUGUCUCUAGUGAUAAUAAAAAGGGAGAAAAUGCUGAAAACUGCUCAAAUCUAGUAAGGAAGUCUAUCUAUCUUCCCCCUCGGUCCAUUCUUCUGUUAUCUGGGGAAGCACGCUAUGCUUGGCAACAUUACAUUCCACACCAUAAGAUUGACAUGGUGAAUGAAAGUGUGAUCAGAAGGGGUGCAAGGAGGGUAUCAUUUACAUUUCGUAAGGUACUAAGUGGUCCUUGCCAGUGUGGAUUUCCACAGUACUGUGAUUCUCAAAGGUAG
Messenger RNA from Dovyalis caffra, 1041 nucleotides. NCBI's taxonomy places the organism in Eukaryota, Viridiplantae, Streptophyta, Magnoliopsida, Malpighiales, Salicaceae. The record is from the annotation of a GenBank genome assembly.